Molecule: messenger RNA, 186 nt
Organism: Penicillium canariense
Lineage: Eukaryota; Fungi; Ascomycota; Eurotiomycetes; Eurotiales; Aspergillaceae
Product: anaphase promoting complex subunit 11
Exons: 1
Coding region: 1-186 (61 amino acids)
Biological process (GO): protein ubiquitination; positive regulation of mitotic metaphase/anaphase transition; anaphase-promoting complex-dependent catabolic process
Cellular component (GO): nucleus; anaphase-promoting complex
Molecular function (GO): zinc ion binding; cullin family protein binding; ubiquitin protein ligase activity
Source: RefSeq, a predicted model, not a curated record
AUGAAGGUCACUUUAAAGGAAUGGAACGCCGUUGCUACCUGGCGCUGGGACAUGCCCGAGGACGAGGUGUGUGGUAUCUGCCGCGUCCAGUUCGACGGGACCUGUCCGACCUGCAAAUUCCCCGGCGAUGACUGCGCCCUCCGUGAGUUGCAACGUGCCCACUACCGCCCCCGCCUGCUAUACUAA